Opisthorchis viverrini is the source of this 1815-nucleotide messenger RNA. RefSeq lists its product as hypothetical. Bases 536 to 1696 code for a protein of 386 amino acids. Gene Ontology annotation, molecular function: ATP binding; arginine-tRNA ligase activity. Gene Ontology annotation, cellular component: mitochondrion. The transcript is spliced from 12 exons. The record is from RefSeq and is a predicted model, not a curated record. NCBI's taxonomy places the organism in Eukaryota, Metazoa, Platyhelminthes, Trematoda, Opisthorchiida, Opisthorchiidae. Gene Ontology annotation, biological process: mitochondrial translation; arginyl-tRNA aminoacylation.
UGAACUCGUGUCAUCCGAACAUGCUUUAUUGCGCAUAGAUUUUGUGCUAACUGCCUCACUUCCAUGUCAGCAAAAGUAACUCGUUUUUCCUCUAAACUCUACCACUCACCCAGUCUCAGUUAUGUCGUCUCCUUUCCGAUUAUACUGGUUCUACGUUGACACGUAUUUUCUCUCCAUUCGCUGGUACCGAGAGACAGCGCACUGUGCUGGUAGACUUCAGGUAUUGGCGCAUCGUCGUUAGUUUCACAGUUGAUUACUUAGCUCUCCGAACAUUGCGAAGCCUUUCCAUCUGGGACAUUUCCGUGCCACAGUUACAGGCAAUUUUAUUUGUAAUCUGCAUCGAGCUGCUGGACACAAGGUUAUUGGUAUCAAUUAUCUGGGCGACUGGGGCACCCAAUUCGGGUCUAUCCCUCAUGUUUCUCUUCCUGUACACUUUUGCCCGGCAGAUUUACUUGCGCAAGGCUGGAAAAAAUACGGCGUUGAGGAACAACUUUUGGCCGAUCCCUUACGGUAUUUGAACAAGCUUUAUGUUCGCAUGAACUCAGAAGCUGCUCAACUGGGGUCCGAGCAGCUUAAUGGAGUGGAUUCCGAAGGGACUGCAUUCAAUCGUGACCUAUGGAGUCGCUUCAGACUCCUCACCAUGGAGCAUUUGAAACAAACAUAUAAGCGUAUGAACGUGGAGUUCUCAGCUUACGAAUACGAGUCGGAUUAUGUGGAUUCCGCACUACGCAUUGCCCAAGGUCUUGUUGAUUCGGGCCUGGCAAUUGUUGAUAGAGACCUUGCUGCUGCCAUCUCCAGACACGAACGAUAUCAGUUUGACCGGAUUCACUAUGUGGUGGAAGACGGACAGCGCCUGCAUUUCAAACAGCUUCAACAUAUCUUGUCUCGAAUGGGUUACAGUUGGGCACAAAAGAGUAGUGACUUGGAUGAGCAUGAUUGGGCCCCUGCUGAUCUGCACAUUCCCUUCGGUCGAAUCCAAGGCGUCAGUACGCGGCGUGGAGAAGGUCUCUUCCUGUCUGACAUACUAAACAAUGCCCGUCAGACCGUCCUCAAGCGCAUGGAUUAUUCACCAACGACCCGGAUUUCCAAAACCGACUCAAUCGAUGGGGUUGCCGAUCAGCUGGGUACCACUUGUCUAGUUAUUGAGAUGCUUCGAAAGAGUCGUCAAAAGCCAAUCUAUUUGGAGUCUUUCCUGGGCUAUUCGGUCGUCUCCGAUACGAAUGCUGAUAGUACGCCCAAUAAUGACAAUUCUGACUUGUCUGGUUUGGGAUUGCAGUACUGUCAUGCCCGUCUUUGCAGCCUUGAAGAACGCGCCUUGAAAGCCGGUUUGGUUCACUCUUCACGAUCCCUCACAAGUUCUGGAACUGAAUCGGAUCUCUUACAUCGUCUGAACAAUCUACCCGAACCGCCAAAUGAAACCACGCUGAAUGACCCUUUGUUUGUCCUCCUACUCAAUCACUUAUCGAACUUUCCAGACGAAUUUCACUCUGCCUAUUCCAACUAUGAAGCAUCCGUUAUCGUGAGCUACGCCAAUAGACUUACGUCUCACAUUAAUGCCGCGUGGAAAGGUCUCCCCGUCCUCAUCUGCACACGCGAGUCUGACAGACUGCUUCGCAUGGCAAUUUUCAUCGCUGCGAGAAACAUCCUAGCGACCUGUCUGCGGCUACUUGGCAUUCGACCUCUCCGCGCCAUUUGAAUUCACUCGUGCGGCCGACCACAUCGUCCGAUCCUUUGUGUAUUGUUAGCCGUUUUUUCCAAUUUUCAGAUACAUACUUUUUGACGAUGAGAUCGUUUCUGAUUUUCGGUUGAGCUCGA